Hyposmocoma kahamanoa is the source of this 1613-nucleotide messenger RNA. RefSeq lists its product as uncharacterized. Lineage: Eukaryota; Metazoa; Arthropoda; Insecta; Lepidoptera; Cosmopterigidae. The coding region runs from base 100 to 1452 and encodes 450 amino acids. The transcript has 8 exons. Gene Ontology annotation, molecular function: protein binding. The record is from RefSeq and is a predicted model, not a curated record.
UUAUUAUAUAGUGUGAGUGUGACUGUGGAUUGUUUUUGUUGACAUAAAUCCGAAAUAAAAAUGGAAAUAAAUUAAAUUAUAUUGAAGAAUCACAGUAAAAUGGCUGCAAUAGGACCAGAGUUUUUGAAUUUUAUAAAAAAAUUGGAAGACAACGGUGAUAAACUUGUGAUAACUACGCCGUUAGAACAACCAAUCGAAUUCGAGUUUAACAAUUCAACAUGUUACGUAUGCAAUGGUUACUACGGACCGAGUUUUGGAGAGCCAGUGUGUGUCACAUGUCAUGCAUUCCUCUUCCCGGAUUUCCCCUCGUAUUUGCCAAGUUCCUACUUCUACAGCGAGAAAACUGAUGAUGGUGACUCUGGGAAUGAUGAGCCAUCAGAUUUGAAUUAUAGCUCAGAUCGUAGACUAAACAGAACAUGUCCUUUACCUGCUUGGUGGUACUAUAGAAAUUCUUUAGACAGUGAAACAAGUCCUGAAGAUGAGGCAAGUCGAGCCAGUAAUUCAGGUCCUGGAGCCAGUGGUAGUGGCAGUGGAGGCAGUGCAUCUGGAGGCCCUUCUUCACGCCCUGAUAGCUUUGGCGAUAGAGCUGGACAAGGCCCACCGCCACAACCUCCUAGUUUGGCUCGCUCACUGCAAGCGCUGUCUAUUCCUAGACCACCAGACAAUUUGGCCCCUGGCCUAGUUGAACAGCUUCCUAGUGAAGUGCUGCUAUGCAUCUUCAGCUACCUGGACGAUCUGUCUCUAUGCGCGUGUGCGUGCGUGUGCGCGCGCUGGUGGCGGCUGGUGCGCGCGCGAGUGGCGCCACCGCGCUGGGCUGCUUUUGCAGCGCGCCGCUGGCCGCUCUUCCGCCCACUACGCCUCGACAUCGAUUGGCAUGAGAAAUACCAAGCGCUGGUGGAGUCGUGUUUCUGCCGCAACUGCUUGGUACAGAUGUGCGUGCAAGCACAGCCCGCAGGCGAGGAGAAUGCCUGGCGGCGGAACAGGCUCAGAAUCGAAUUAAAGAUGAUGCGCAACGAUCCACCAGAGGGUAUAGCGGCAACUCCACUGGACCCCAAGUGUUGCCACUGGCAGGCCAGCGUGACUGGCCCCGUUGGAUCGCCCUAUGAGGGAGGAAUCUUCUAUUUGUACAUACAGGUGCCUUACUCCUACCCAAUGAGUCCGCCGGUCGUACGCUUCUUAACCCGUAUACUUCACCCGAACGUGUCGCGUCACGGCGACGUCGGCAUAGACUCGGUGCACCACAACUGGUCGCUGGCGCUCACUAUCAGCAAAGUACUGAUCUCAAUACAGAGUCUGCUUACAGAUCCUUAUACAAAUGUGUGCAUGGAGCCAGAAAUUGGUGAGAUGUACGUCCGCGAUCGAGCUCGGUUCGAAGCACUUGCGCGCCACUGGACGUGGCGAUACGCUAUGCAUGACAUACUACCCUACUGGUUAAGCCAAACAAAUAAAUAAAUAGAAACCAUAGAUAAGUGGGCUUCGAAGACUCCAUUAUAUAAGUUUUUGUAAAUAAGGACUAUAAAAAGCGAUAUUUUUGUGAUAUAAAAUUACGUUCUACUAUUACUAUGAAGUAAAAUAUAUUAAAACUCUAAUGUAAAAUGAUAGAAAAUUGUAAU